GUUGGGAGAGCGAGCAGCUGCAGCCAUCUUGUGUGUUGUGUGGUCGAUAUGGUGUUGGGGCGCUACGCCACCCCACGCGCUUUUCUUUCCUAAUUUGUGCUGCUUCACCAGACGCGUGUAAGUUAUUUUGGCGGGUGAAGAGUAAGUGCCGAAGAUGAGCGGAGCUAAUAGCACGCCUCUCGGAAGGAUGAAUCCAGCCAUCGGGGCCGGGAAGAAGCCCGCCCCCACGGGCGCCUCGCUGCUGAAGCCCAGCUACAUGAGUCCCGUCGGAUCAAACUCUCCCAUGGCCUCUGCUGCUUCCGCUGCUGCUGCUGCCGCCGCUGCCGCCGCUGCCGCAGUAUCCGCGCAAAUUACCCAUAACCAGUUGUCUGUCAAGCGGGAAAAUGACGAGAAAGGCGAAUCAGAACCUGAAGAGAGGAAAAGGAGAAGGAAGUCUCGCUGGCAAGGAGAUGAAAAGGACAAGACCUUCAUUCCAGGCAUGCCCACUGUGCUUCCUAGCAACAUGUCCAAAGAUCAGGAGGAGGCUUAUUUGUUGCAGCUGCAGAUUGAAGAAUUAAGUCGACGCCUUCGCUCGAACGAUCUGGGCAUCUCUCCUAAUCCUGAAGACAGAUCUCCUUCACCAGAACCCAUCUACAAUAACGAGGGAAAACGGUUGAACACUCGUGAGUACCGGACACGUAAGAAGUUAGAGGAUGACCGGCAUAAUUGCAUCACCAGGAUGCUGGCUAUCAAUACUGAUUAUAAACCUCCAGCUGAUUACAAACCUCCAGUUGUGAAGGUGUCAGACAAAGUCAUGAUUCCACAAGAAGAACAUCCAGAUAUCAAUUUUGUUGGUCUUCUGAUUGGUCCUCGGGGAAACACAUUGAAGGCCAUGGAAAAAGACACUGGAGCUAAGAUAAUAAUUCGAGGAAAGGGCUCAGUGAAAGAAGGAAAGGUUGGCCGUAAGGAUGGUGGACCCAUGCCUGGAGAGGAUGAACCUCUGCAUGCAUAUGUUACUGCAAGUAAUCCUGAAAGUGUAAAGAAAGCUGUUGACAAGAUCAAAGAGAUUAUUCGGCAAGGUGUUGAAGUACCAGAGGGACAGAAUGAUUUGCGAAGAAUGCAGCUGAGAGAACUGGCUCUGCUUAAUGGAACUUUGCGUGAGAAUGAUGGCCCAAGAUGUUCCAACUGUGGUUCAAAUGCUCAUAAGUCAUGGCAGUGUCCUGACAAGCCCAAUGUGACAAAUAAUGUAGUUUGCACAAGUUGUGGUGGUACUGGCCACAUUGCCAAAGAUUGCCGUCAAAGGCGUGGUCCUGGUGCUCCAACUUCAGUUGACAGGCAAAAGAUUGAUGAAGAGUACAUGUCUCUUAUGGCUGAACUUGGGGAGGGCCCACCUCCUCCACAGAAUAAUGACCGGAGUAGUAGACCAGCUGUGAACACAUCAACCAGGAGUCUAUUUGAGAGACCUCAAGGGGCCCCACGCCCUCUGAUGGGACCCCCUCCUCGCUCUGAACCUCAGUCUUCAGUAAAUAAUCAGUUUAACAGUAAUAAUCAGAAUCAAGGUGGGAUGAAUCAGCAAAAUUCUUGGAAUUCUAACCAAAUGGGUGGAGGUGGGGGUCCAAGACCACUGCUAGGGAACAGCAAUGGUCCACCCAAUCUCAACCAGCCCCCUCCUGGAAUGCCUUGGCAGCAGCAACAGCAGCAACAGUCUCAGCAGCAGCAAGGCCCCAAUAGUUUUCAAGGUGUACCACCACCAAACUUACUACAGGCACCGCCACCUCCUCCACCUCCAACAACUCAGAAUGGUCAACAACAGCAGCAACAACCCAAUUGGAUGGCCCAGGCUCCUCCUGGCCCACCUGGUGGGCCUCAGGGUCACCAGGGUCACCAGGGACCUGGUAAUCAUGGUGGUCCUCACAAUGGCCCACAUAAUGGACCUCAUGGGGGUCCUCAUGGUGGACCACAUGGAGGACCACCUCAUGGUCCACCCCCACAAAUGAAUCACUGGCAAGGUCCGCCCCCUGGUCCUCAUCAUGGGCCACCAGGUAUGGGAUGUCCGCCCCCCGGACCUGUACCCCCACCACGUCCUGUAGGGCCUCCACCAGGCUGGGGUUGGAAUGGACCACCACAACCUGUUGGACCACCACCACCACCACCACCAGGAGGUCCUGGUGGUCCUGGAGGACCUGGACCUCGUGGACCUGGUGGUGUUGACCUAGGAGCACUUCUUUCAGCACCACCACCACCACCACCCUCAUAAAGAAUUUACAAUAGCAGUACAAAUGAAUGCCUGCCUCUAAUAAUCAUCCUUGGUAACUGGAUAUCAUGGAUUAACAUGAAUAAUAUCAUGUACAAUUUUAGCAUCUUGGAAAUCAUAGUGUGAUUUUAAUUAAUGAAAAAAUAUAUUUUAAGGUUAGGGGGAAUUUGGAUAAUGUUGGAAGAGUGUCUUUGCUUUGUGAAUAGUAGAGUGACUGUUAGCUAGUACAAAUAAUAAGAACAGUGGUACAGACAUUUGUAAAAUUGAUGAGCACUUAUUUUGAAAAUUUUCAUCUUUAAUUAUGUUUAAAUUAUUCACUUUGGAGCUGGUCUAUUUUCAGAUUUGUUUGCUUUUAGCAAAGAUGGCAAAGAAAGACAUUAGAAACAGGAAUGUUGAUUUUUGUCAUCAAUGAAUUGAAGUAAUGCGAUGAAAAUGCAAUUUAGAAGUAACACUAGUUGCUUGAAGGAUGCAGACUGCUUUGGGUUUGGAUUUGAAAGUGUAUAGUUUUUUUUUUUUAUUUGCACUACAAAGGAUGCAGAGUCAGCAUGGUGUAAUGUUUGGAUUUUGAAGAAUAGUUCUUCUGAACCUUGUGAAUGUUAAGUGAAGAGAUAAUGAAUGAUGGAAGAUGGAACACUUGCAGUAACCACAUUGACUAUGGUUUUCUGCCUUUGUGUGAUGAAAAAAAUGAAGAGACAAUGCUUCUUAUGUAGAAAGAAUAGAGGAGGAACAAAUCUUGCUGACUCGCUGUAUUUGGUGCCUCAAGACUUCACAAUACUAAAAUGUUAUUGAAAACAAAAUAUGAAAAUAUUCUGUUGUAUUCUAUAGAUCAUAUUUUAUAGAAAAUUUGAUAACCCUUUGAAUGUUGGGCAUCUCUAAAGCAUUGCUGUAUAUCUUGUUUGGAAAAAAAUUCUUUAGCUUUACUUUUUUGUUUCAGUACUUAGAUGUAAGUAAUAUAAUCUUCUGGACUGCAUGUAUACAGGAAAUUGUGCAUAUGAUACAGAUGUAUAGAUGAAAAUAUGACUUAAACAUAGGUAAUCUAAAUGAAUAAAACUUUAGGCUAGCUGUGAAGACUACUGCUGUUAGGGAAUGCAAGGCUUAACAAAACUGAAAGACUAUCCUCCUGUCACCUCAUUCUUUAUAGUACAUUAAUUGAUGACCCUAACAAUAUUUGUUCAUGGAUAUGAAUAGGUGUUAUCUUGUGUUCCUGAUUUAUGUGUUUAAUUUUCAUGAGUUAAUGUAAUAAAGUACAACCACAGUAAAAUGACGACAAACUUAGAAAUGCAAACUUUGGUUCACUUAAUCUUAAGCUCGAAGACAUGUUGCACAUCUAGUGUUACAAAUCAGGAUAUUUAAAUAAACAAUGAAAAGUAA
This is a messenger RNA of Portunus trituberculatus (swimming crab), 3604 nucleotides long. RefSeq names its product splicing factor 1-like. Gene Ontology annotation, molecular function: zinc ion binding; mRNA binding. The record is from RefSeq and is a predicted model, not a curated record. Gene Ontology annotation, biological process: regulation of mRNA splicing, via spliceosome. NCBI's taxonomy places the organism in Eukaryota, Metazoa, Arthropoda, Malacostraca, Decapoda, Portunidae. Gene Ontology annotation, cellular component: nucleus. The transcript is spliced from 8 exons. The coding region runs from base 155 to 2236 and encodes 693 amino acids.